Messenger RNA from Armigeres subalbatus, 3689 nucleotides. It is a transcript of the gene PIG-G, whose product is annotated as GPI ethanolamine phosphate transferase 2. Lineage: Eukaryota; Metazoa; Arthropoda; Insecta; Diptera; Culicidae. Gene Ontology annotation, biological process: GPI anchor biosynthetic process. The record is from RefSeq and is a predicted model, not a curated record. Gene Ontology annotation, cellular component: endoplasmic reticulum membrane. Bases 742 to 3594 code for a protein of 950 amino acids. The transcript has 8 exons.
UUCCAUUUGAUGGUCAGUAUUUUUCUAUAAUCGAACAAAUUUGGCUGAAAAAUAUUUUUUUAAAUUCCUUAGAAAAUAGUAAAACAAAUUGAUCAAAGUUCCAGUUGAAAUGUAGAGUCAUUGACGGAAAAAAAGAAUCCUCAUGCAAUGGCGGGCAAAGGAAAGCUUUUAAUUAUUAAUUGAGGAAAUGCUAAUAGAAUACUAAGAUGAAAACAGGUCAAGUUCCAGUUGGAAUGUAGAGCCAUUGAAGAAAAAGAAAAGACAUAAACAAAUCACACACGCCUUUUAUUUAAAGUUCACAAGUUAAUCACAAAUGUAAUAAAUUUAAAUUUAAUUAAAUAUGUAAAUAACAAUUAACAAAUAAAAAUUUCAUUUUUUUUUUCUUUAUUGGCGUGAUUGAGAUUUUUAAUUUCAACACUAAUUUACGUUUCAUUUAAUAAAACUUAUUAGUUAUUCAAUUUAAAAACUAUCCAUCCAUCCAACAACAGGAAAAAUCAUGCAAAGGGUACAUCGGUUUUGAAUCUGAGUGACCUUUGAGAUCUCGACUGACUCGAGUCAGAAACAAAAAUGUUUGAUAACAUACCAGUUGACAGUACUUGAUAAAAACUGAAAUAAACAACAAAGCGAAUUCAGUAGAAACUAUUCAUUUCAUUUAUUCAGACGAGUAGAAACUAACGCUUCACAUUGUUUCAAAUCUACAUUCCCAAAUUUGUCAAAAAAUGGUAUAAUAUAAUUAUUAAAAUGAUAGUUUUUAUCUACCAUAUAUCGCUUUACCUGUUAUUAGUCUACAUAUUCGCUCUGAGUUUGUUUUGCUAUGGGUUUUUCCCACUAUCAUUUUCACCCUCCACCAAAUCGAGCAUUAAAGACAUUCCAGGAUCGUUAGACAGUAUUAGACUCGAUACAGAUUCAUAUAAACCACAUAACUCGCGGGCUGUGCUCAUGGUGAUAGAUGCCCUCAGAUGUGACUUUGUUACGCAGAGAACCAACAUGCCAUUUUUGAAUAAGUUGAUUGAAGACGGGCGAGCUUGCCAAUAUCAGCUAGAGGUUCAUCCUCCAACCGUGACAAUGCCACGCAUUAAAGCGAUGACAUCGGGGGCCAUCCCCAGCUUCCUGGAUGUUAUACUCAAUCUGGGCAGUCCGCAGGUGACGCUGGAUACCUUUCUGUACCAAAUGGUGCAGCUGCAGCGUCGAAUUGUGUUCUACGGAGAUAACACCUGGACCAACAUGUUCCCGGAUUUAUUCACUAGAAAGGGGGAAAAUGUCGAUUCUUUGUACGUGAAUGAUUUCUACGAGGGCGACAGAAAUAUUACCAACAACAUGCGAUUGGAGAUCCGCAAUUACGAUUGGAAGUUGAUGAUUCUCCACUAUCUUGGUCUGGACCACAUUGGACAUGUUGAAGGACCGUUUAGUGACAAAGUACCUGGAAAACUAAAAGAAAUGGAUGGUGUCAUCGAAGAAAUUCACGAAGCUAUGAAAAUAUGGGUUUGCUUCGGUUUUAAUGACCUUUUGAAAUAUUAUCUUAUCAAAGAUGUCUUACAGGACGAGAAAUUUCAUUCGAAAUCGUUACUGGUCAUUACUGGAGACCAUGGAAUGCGUGACUCGGGAGGACAUGGUGGGUCUACUCAUCCGGAAACACACGUACCAAUUGUGAUGCUUGGAAACAAUUGUUCAGAAAGCAAUGCUGAAAACUUUCUGCAAAUCGAUUUGGCACCAACGUUUGCCGUGCUGAUGGGAGUAGCUAUUCCAUAUUCAUCUAUUGGUGCGAUGAUCGACCCGAUGUUGAAUCAUGUUCCUCCGUUGGAAAGAAUUUAUGCUACCUACUACAAUACCAAAAGAUUGAUCGAAAAGGCCUCAGUUUUCUAUGGAAAUCAACUCAAAGAACAAGACUUUUUUACACACUAUAAGGAGGCUAAAUUACUACAUUCCAUGUACUUGGAACACCAGGAUGAUUCGGAAAUACUACAAAAAGCUUUGGAUAAAUAUAGCACUGCCAGCCGAAACUUGUCUAGGAUUCUAAUAAGGAACUACAUUCUUUAUGACAUACCUAGCAUAGUAAUGGGCAUUGUAAUUUGUAUAUUGACUACUGGUUUAUCUGCUCUGCUAUGUAUAAUUCCAUAUCAACACAUACACAUUAACCUCAAUUUCAAAUUUACCAGAUGGUUGGUUUUAGUUGCUGCUGGUUUAUUUAGCAAAUACUAUCUGAAAAUUAUCAUCGGAGUAGAAUCCAAUAUUCUGCAAAAUACUUUCUUCAAUCACGCUCUCUUUGUCAUUACAUUCACAUCCAUAACGAUUCACUGGUGUCUUCUGGAUGGCGUGAUUCCUCUGUUGAACAAGAGCACCAAACUAAAGCUCCUUAAGUCACCCGGUACUCUAUUGUUAGUGGGCAGCGUUUUUCAUAUGCUAUCCUUAUCUAGCAGCUCUUUCGUCGAAGAAGAGCAUCAAACGUGGUAUUUCUUCAAUAACUCAUGGUUUCUGCUGAUCACGGUGAUCGAGUUUAGAAUAAUCAAUCGCACGAUAAGGCAUAUCAAAGAGGAAAAAGCCAACGAAGUUCUGUUGCUACAUUGCCGGCGGGAGCGAGACGAAUUUUGCAUUAGUGCCGGUUUGUUCUUCGUGGGACACAUUUUGCUACGUCGGUGGAACCAAACGGGUGAUAAAUGGCAACACAUGCCAGAUAUCGGUGAUUGGCUCGGAAAGGAGGAGAACAAAUUUUGGUUAAGUGUGAUACUAUUGUUCGGAUUAGUGUACCUUUUUCUUUACAUUAUACGUUUUUGCGGCUUUCUCACUGGUGUUUUGAGUAUGAUGGCGUGCAUGUUAGUAUAUUACUACAGAGCAAUGACUGGAAUAGUUAGUCUUUGGAAUAUAACCCCAUCGAAAACAAACAGUUGCAUCAAUAUUUUCUGGAUAAAUCUAUUGGAAAUAUUACUCAUAGGAUUGCUUCCGAAACUAUAUCGGACUGUGAUGCGCAAAUCAGAGCCAAAAACUAGUAAAAUGUUAUCUACCGUGAUCUGCCUGACGGCACUAUUGUCAGCGAUGAUUCAUAAGCCACAUAACGUAGUUCUAGUAGCAUCGAUACUGUCAACCAGUCAAUAUCUAGUCAAAAGAAUUGAUCAUAUAGCAGAGAGUAAGGCAGAAAACUCAUUACUCAAAAUUAUUACACAUGUUUGGUUAGGAAAAAUGUUCUAUUUUUAUCAGGGCAACUCUAACAAUUUGGCAACAGUUGAUCUCAAUGCAGGUUAUGUGGGAUUGAGUAGUUUCAAUUUCACUCGUGUUGGGUUGUUCCUCACGCUGAACACAUUCAACGGGCAGAUCUUAAGCUUUCUACUGCUGAUUUACCAUUUGGUUAAUGGCGUCACGCAUGAACCACCGCUUAAAUCAAUGCAAAUCGAACAAAGCGGAACAAUUGUAAAGCAGUCUUUACUGAAGCUUUUAGGGUUAGUAUUGAUGGUUCCAUUAACGUUCUACACAAUCGUAGUAGCUUUAAUGCGAAACCAUAUUUUUGUUUGGACCGUGUUUUCACCGAAAAUUAUCUACGACUGUUUUUACACUUUACUGGUCUUCAUUCAAUUUUUAAUAAUUAGUUUUAAUUUCGGAUAACACCGUUGUAUGUAAAAAAAAUAUUGACCUUCAUUAAGUCAUCAGUCUAGUCAAUGUGGUUCUAAGUAUUAUCAUCAUAGUUUUCGCCAACCUAA